AUGCUGAGAAAAGGUCAACAAACAGGUGAAGGCGGAUGGACACAGCCUUUGGUGAUGGCCGUUGCAUCGGCAGCAAUCGGCGGUUCAUUUCAAUUCGGUUAUCAUAUCGGAUGUGUUAAUGUUCCUGCAAAAAUAAUUAAAUUAUGGAUGAUCGACUCACAUAAGAAACUUUUCGGCGAAACAUUAACACUUGAUGAAAUUGGCAGAGUUCAGUGGGCCAUAGCAGUUGGUAUAUUUGCUGUGGGUGGUAUGAUUGGCGGAUUGGGAUCGGGUAAAAUGGCUGAUUGGUUAGGUCGUAAAGGCGCUAUGGUAUUUAAUAAUGUUGUGGCUGUUUUGGCUGCUGUGCUAAUGACAUUGGCUUACUAUGUUAAUGUGUAUCCAUUGCUAAUCGUCGGACGUCUUGUUAUUGGCAUCAAUUCUGGCUUAAGCUCUGGUUUAGUACCGAUGUAUCUUACCGAGAUAUCGCCGGUCAAUUUACGUGGUUCCCUGGGUAGUGUUGCACAACUUUUGGUUACCAUCGGCAUUUUAUUCUCCCAGGUUAUUGGUCUGCCACAAAUCCUUGGAUCGGCGAAAUUGUGGCCUAUGGUUUUUGGAUUCACCGUGGUACCAGUGAUUUUCCAAAUAGCUACACUGCCGAUGAUUCCGGAAUCGCCCAAAUACAAUUUGAUUGUAAAAAAUCGUGCUGAGCAGGCUGAAGAGGAUCUGAAAAAGUUACGAGGAAAGGACAACGUGAAAGCCGAAAUUGAUUUGAUGAAAGAGGAGCAAACCAAGAUAAAUGCUGUUCCCAAGAUGGGUAUCUUUGAUUUGUUCCGUGGUAACUUGCUGUGGCCCAUGGUUAUUGCUAUUUUAAUGAUGUUAGCUCAGCAGUUUUCUGGUAUCAAUGUGGCCAUGUUUUUCUCCACGAUGAUUUUUGAAGGUGCGGGGUUGGGUGAUAAAGCGGUGGACCAUCCAAAAUGUGGGCGUGUCAUGUUGCUUAUGAUUGGAUUGAUUGGAAUGUUCUUCGCUUCUAUUGCUAUUGUUAUCUUCAUUUCAGUCUACACAUCAGAUCAAAUAAACAACAAAUGGGCAUCUUAUCCAGCUUGUUUGUUCGUCUUUCUCUUCGUGAUUUUCUUCGCGACUGGUCCAGGUUCCAUUCCAUGGUUUUUUGUGUCAGAACUUUUCACGUCAGGUGCUCGUGGUGCUGCAAAUUCUGUAGCCGCAGCAACAAACUGGACUGCAAACUUCCUCGUCGGAACAUCCUUCGAAUUUCUCAACCAAGUAUUGCACCAGUACACCUUCUUAAUCUUCUCUGGUUUUCUGGCAUUUUUUGCAUUUUUCACCUGGAUGUAUGUGCCGGAGACGAAGGGUCGUACUGUAGAAGACAUACAGGAUGAACUGGCUCGAGGGAAAUCUCGAUUUGCUCGAAAUGCGGCAUAA
Acanthocheilonema viteae is the source of this 1416-nucleotide messenger RNA. The record is from the annotation of a GenBank genome assembly. NCBI's taxonomy places the organism in Eukaryota, Metazoa, Nematoda, Chromadorea, Rhabditida, Onchocercidae.